Molecule: messenger RNA, 1695 nt
Organism: Cuscuta campestris
Lineage: Eukaryota; Viridiplantae; Streptophyta; Magnoliopsida; Solanales; Convolvulaceae
Source: the annotation of a GenBank genome assembly
CAUAGGCACUUGACCUUUAAUGAAACACACACCAUAUUUAGUGCUGACGAAAAGAAAUCCUUUGGAAAAGGAUAUUCGAAUCAUAAACAAUCUCCACAGGAUAGUGCACAAAAGAAACCGUAUUAUUUCUUCUACUUUGACGAAAAGAAGAAAGUCCACAUUCCGUUACCGGAACCAACACAGACCACACCGAGAUAUCGGCACUCCGUUCGGGUAGACUGGAACCCGCCAACCACUAGACAAUGGGUUGGCCAAGCCUAUACCACUUAUUUCAUCAAUCUUUCUUCAAAAACGCAUCAAUCAUGGCCGGAGGAAGAUCAAAGUCAAAGGCUUCCAAGAAGAAAAGCACCGCCGAACCCUCAAGCUCUGCGCCUCCUCCGUUCCCAUAUUUGGACGGAUCCUUCUUGGAGUUCGGGUCGGAGGAGGAACUCAACCGGUUCCUCACGCACUUUGCCAAGCGUCCCAUUUCUCCGCCUAGGGUGCUGCCCGAGUUGUACCCUCAACAAAAGGGGUACCACGACCUCGACAAUCAGCUUCAAGCAUCGGGUCUGUGGUCGUUCGUCUCCAGGAGUUGCUCGAGCUUCAAUCCUGCCUUUGUGCGAGCCUUCUACUCCAAUCUCCGCCGUGACGGGGACACCAUUCGCAGCAGCAUCAAUCUCUACGACAUAGAGAUUGAUUUGCCUACCUUUGCUCGGGUCGCAGGGCUGCCCAUCCGCGGUGACGACAUCGCAACCUAUGGUGGCGACGAUUGGAUCCUCAACAACGAGGCGGUCGUCAUUCGUGAGCUUGGGAUCACCAACUUGAUCCGCCACAGCGGCGCACCGACGAUUCACUCGGCUCCACCGGACAAGCGCCUCCUCCUCUACAUCAUCACCCGGAUUCUCCGCCCCCGGGACAGCAGCCAUACCUCGCUCUUCAACGAGGACUUGAAGGCGAUUCAUGCGAUCAUCCACGGCGCCUCCAUCAAUUGGGCGAAAUUCGUGAUGGUCCACAUGGCAAAUUGCGCCUCCAUCGCCACUGAGCAGAGCUUGCCAUAUGCCUUCCUUGUCAUGGACCUCAUCAUCUCCGCCGACAUCACCAUCGCCGGCCCGGAUACGAAGAUGACAAAGAUUUGGAUAAUUCAAGACAGCACCUUCCGGAAGAAGUCCGGAGACCGGGACGACGCAGGCCCGAGUCGUGCACCAGCCCCCGCUCCCGCCAAGGCCUCUUUGCAAUCCAUAGCCGAUACUCUGAAUCGGCUAACCCUCACAGUAGACGACAUGGGACAGUCAAUCGAGCGGAUGGAGUGGACGCUGCAACGCCAACACCACGACAUGACGGCGUUCUUCCGCGGCGUCAACUACGUCCCGCCUCCCUUUGACAACACCUUCCUCGGCCAAAACUAUGAAGGCAAGGACGAGGAGGAUAACUCCUAUGCUCCAUCCUCCUCCCCCGACGAGGCCGACUUUGAAGAUGCGGUCGACGGCGAUCCCAUGGACGUCGAGGACGACGAGGAUGACGACGAGGAUGCCGAUGCUUAGACUUUUUUUUUCUCUUCUUACUAUGAUUGUAUUUUUUAUUUUUUCCAUUCCAUUGUAUUCCGCAUUUCCCUUUUUCAUGAAUAAAAGUUUACUUUCACAAUUCUAAAGUUUCCUUUUUUUGUUAAUGUCAAAAGGGGGAAGAUAUUAAGGUUAUGCAUAAAUUAAGGGGGAAUUU